Messenger RNA from Menidia menidia (Atlantic silverside), 1673 nucleotides. Lineage: Eukaryota; Metazoa; Chordata; Actinopteri; Atheriniformes; Atherinopsidae. The record is from the annotation of a GenBank genome assembly.
GAACAGGAACUUAAUCCCAGAGCCAAGACGACUGAUGAUGAUAAAAACCUCCUCAUUUGAACACACCAAGAGACACAUGUGGACAGAAGCAUGGUGAAAGUCUGAGGAGCUGCCAGGACAGAGGAGGAGAAGGACCAAGAGAUCAGCCUCGCUCUCUGCUCGAAUCACCUCAGUCGUCCUCUCAUUUUGUGUCUGCCUCAAACAAAGAAAUGAUUGCAUCAUUUUUAACACAUUUUUUUGAGAAUCUCACUCAUCAAAUGAGCUCUUCGGCACUAUAAUUCAAGGGAUUUUAGCACGCAGAGUGGACAGCAGAGGAGACAAGUGAAGGGAAGAGAGGGCGAGGGAGGGGGGAGGAACAGAGAGAGAGUGUGUGCGUUUGCAUGUGUGUGUGUGUGAGAGAGCCUGUCACGCUGAGAUGUUCAUGAUCAUUCGCGAGUCGUCUGCCGGAGGAGGCGGUGCUGGAGCCAUGAGCGCGCCGCAGGAGAGGAGUGCAAAGCAGGUCCAGGCUGCCAUCAAGAAGAAGAUGGAGAGGCAGAGGAUGCGAAACAACGAACAGGGCGCGGGAGUGGGAGACCCUCAACCUCAGGUCCGUCAGAGGUCCAGACAGUUCCCGCAGAGGGCGGCGGCCGAGGCGGCCGAGGCGGCCGAGGACAGCGAGACGCUGGAGGACACGUUGGAGGAGAUGAUGGAGGGGCCACAGAGGAGAGACGGGGAGAAAGAGAAGGACGCAGAACCUGCCGACCUGCUGCCCAUAGUGGACUCUGUGUUUGGACAGGGCGUGAUUCAUCAGGCCCUCCGCGGUAAGAUGAGUGACCAGCAGGGCCUGCGGCCGGAGGAGGAGGGUGGUCAGGAUGUGGAGCGUUGCAUGGACUCCCUGGGUGUGCUGGUGAUGAACUGCGAGGUCCUCCACCACAUUGUGGGCCCGGCCUGCGUCUUCGUUAAACAGGACUUUACUCAGACUUUACUCGACCGAGAGCUGAGACCCGAGGAGAUCGAAGAGCUUCGAGUGGCAUUUGUGGAGUUUGACAAGAACAAAAAAGGUUACAUCAGCCAUAGGGACCUGGGAGAGUGCAUGAGGACCAUGGGAUACAUGCCCACAGAGAUGGAGCUCAUUGAACUGAGCCAACAGAUCUGUGGCGGUAAAGUGGACUUUGAGGAUUUCGUGGAGCUGAUGGGGCCCAAGAUGCUGGCAGAGACGGCAGACAUGAUCGGAGUCAAAGAACUACGGGAUGCUUUUAAAGAGUUCGACUCUAACGGCGACGGCCUGAUCAGUUUGGUUGAGCUGCGCGAAGCCAUGAAGAAGCUGAUGGGAGAGCAGGUGACCAACAAAGAGAUCAACGAGAUCCUCAGAGACGUGGACCUCAACGGAGACGGGCUGGUGGACUUUGAGGAGUUUGUGAGGAUGAUGUCCCGCUGAGCAGUCCGUGUGGAGGCAGACGCGAGGCUGGCUGUCAACUUUCUACUCGUUCAAAACUCUAUUUUUAUAUCAAAUGAGAGAAAUAGUCAACUGAGGUGAAACAUUUUAAGCAUAUUAACGUCUGGAAAACAUAUCAAUAGCUUUACAGAACAGAGGUAGAUUUAUCUGUUUUUUAAAUGUAUUUUUUUAUAUAUAAGUGUUUGUGCCCUGAGUGUAAAAUCUUGUUUGUAAAUGUUUUUAUUCUAAUGAAAAUAAA